AUGUCAGAGUCUAAUAUAUACUCUCUCCUACAGAGGUGUACUCUCCUCCUACAGAGGUGUACUCUCCUCCUACAGAGGUGUACUCUCCUCCUACAGAGGUCUACUCUCUCCUACAGAGGUGUACUCUCCUCCUACAGAGGUCUACUCUCUCCUACAGAGGUGUACUCUCCUCCUACAGAGGUGUACUCUCCGCCUGCAGAGGUGUACUCUCUCCUACAGAGGUCUACUCUCUCCUCCUGCAGAGGUGUUCUCUCCUCCUGCAGAGGUGUACUCUCCUCCUGCAGAGGUCUACUCUCCUCCUACAGAGGUCUACUCUCCUCCUGCAGUGGUGUACUCUCUCCUACAGAGGUCUACUCUCCUCCUGCAGAGGUUUACUCUCCUCCUGCAGUGGUGUACUCUCCUCCUGCAGUGGUGUACUCUCUCCUACAGAGGUCUACUCUCCUCCUACAGAGGUCUACUCUCCUCCUACAGAAGUCUACUCUCCUCCUGCAGAGGUCUACUCUCUCCUUCAGAGGUGUACUCUCCUCCUGCAGUGGUGUACUCUCCUCCUGCAGUGGUGUACUCUCUCCUACAGAGGUCUACUCUCCUCCUACAGAGGUCUACUCUCCUCCUACAGAAGUCUACUCUCCUCCUGCAGAGGUCUACUCUCUCCUUCAGAGGUUUACUCUCCUCCUGCAGUGGUGUACUCUCCUCCUGCAGAGGUCUACUCUCCUCCUACAGAGGUCUACUCUCCUCCUGCAGAGGUGUACUCUCCUCUUGCAGAGGUCUACUCUCUCCUUCAGAGGUGUACUCUCCUCCUGCAGAGGUCUACUCUCUCCUACAGAGGUCUACUCUCCUCCUACAGAGGUCUACUCUCCUCCUGCAGUGGUGUACUCUCCUCCUACAGAGGUCUACUCUCCUCCUACAGAGGUCUACUCUCCUCCUGCAGAGGUCUACUCUCCUCCUGCAGAGGUCUACUCUCCUCCUGCAGUGGUGUACUCUCCUCCUGCAGAGGUCUACUCUCCUCCUGCAGAGGUGUACUCUCCUCCUGCAGUGGUGUACUCUCCUCCUACAGAGGUCUACUCUCCUCCUACAGAGGUCUACUCUCCUCCUACAGAGGUCUACUCUCCUCCUGCAGUGGUGUACUCUCCUCCUACAGAGGUGUACUCUCCUGUUGUUAUCUGUGCUGGCCACCAGGGGCAGCAGUGCUCUGUGGGGAGAGGACACAGGACUUUCUUCUGCAAAGACUUGUCAUUAAGACUGAGACCAAAGGUCUGUGUCCACAGAGAGGCAGGAGGGUUUCUCACCUGGAGCUUGUCGCAGAGGCAGGAGGGUUUCUCACCUGGAGCUUGUCGCAGAGAGGCAGGAAAGUUUCUCACCUGGAGCUUGUCGCAGAGGCAGGAGGGUUUCUCACCUGGAGCUUGUCGCAGAGAGGCAGGAGGGUUUCUCACCUGGAGCUUGUCGCAGAGGCAGGAGGGUUUCUCACCUGGAGCUUGUCGCAGAGAGGCAGGAGGGUUUCUCACCUGGAGCUUGUCGCAGAGAGGCAGGAGGGUUUCUCACCUGGAGCUUGUCGCAGAGAGGCAGGAGGGUUUCUCACCUGGAGCUUGUCGCAGAGAGGCAGGAGGGUUUCUCACCUGGAGCUUGUCGCAGAGAGGCAGGAGGGUUUCUCACCUGAAGCUUGUCGCAGAGAGGCAGGAGGGUUUCUCACCUGGAGCUUGUCGCAGAGAGGCAGGAGGGUUUCUCACCUGGAGCUUGUCGCAGAGAGGCAGGAGGGUUUCUCACCUGAAGCUUGUCGCAGAGAGGCAGGAGGGUUUUUCACCUGGAGCUUGUCGCAGAGAGGCAGGAGGGUUUCUCACCUGA
This is a messenger RNA of Knipowitschia caucasica, 1839 nucleotides long. The record is from the annotation of a GenBank genome assembly. NCBI's taxonomy places the organism in Eukaryota, Metazoa, Chordata, Actinopteri, Gobiiformes, Gobiidae.